AUGAGGACCAAGAUGGCGGACCUCGAGACCCAGACGAAGCUGUCAGUGGCUCCUCCGCCGCCGGACGGUGGCGGAGGAGGAGGCGGAGGAGGAGGAAGCCGCUGCUCGGAAAUAUCCACCGAGCACAUUCGCUCCCUGACGGAGCUGCAGGAGCUGGAGGCUGUGUACGAGCGACUGUGCGGAGAGGAGAAAGUUGUUGAGAGAGAGCUGGAUGCUCUUUUGGAACAGCAAAAUACCAUUGAAAGUAAGAUGGUCGCUCUUCAUCGAAUGGGACCCAACCUGCAGUUAAUUGAAGAAGACGCAAAGCAACUUGCUGGAAUGAUUACCUUUACCUGCAAUUUAGCGGAGAAUGUGUCCAGCAAAGUCCGCCAGCUUGACCUGGCUAAGAACCGUCUCUACCAAGCCAUCCAGAGAGCAGAUGACAUCUUGGACCUGAAGUUCUGCAUGGAUGGAGUCCAGACUGCUCUAAGGAAUGAAGAUUAUGAGCAGGCUGCCGCCCACAUUCAUCGGUACUUGUGCCUGGACAAGUCAGUCAUUGAGCUUAGCCGCCAGGGCAAAGAAGGGAGCAUGAUUGAUGCCAACCUGAAACUGCUGCAGGAAGCGGAGCAGCGUCUCCGAGCCAUCGUGACAGAGAAGUUUGCAGCUGCCACUGAGGCAGGCGACCUCCCGCAGGUGGAACGCUUCUUCAAGAUCUUCCCGCUGCUCGGUCUGCAUGAGGAUGGUUUGAGCAAGUUCUCGGAAUACCUUUGCAAGCAGGUGGCCAGUAAAGCCGAGGAGAAUCUGCUACUGGUGCUCGGGACAGAUGGGAGUGACCGAAGAGCAGCCGUCAUCUUCGCAGACACACUGACCCUCCUGUUUGAAGGGAUUGCCCGCAUUGUGGAGACCCACCAGCCCAUAGUGGAGACAUACUAUGGGCCAGGGAAGCUUUAUACCAUGAUCAAAUACCUGCAGGUUGAGUGUGACCGACAGGUGGAGAAGGUGGUCGACAAGUUCGUCAAACAGAGAGACUAUCACCAGCAGUUCCGGCAAGUCCAGAACAACUUGAUGAGAAAUUCUGCAGCAGAAAAAAUUGAACCAAGGGAACUGGAUCCUCUUCUGACUGAGGUCACGCUGAUGAAUGCCCGAAGUGAGCUGUACCUACGCUUCAUCAGGAAGAGAAUCAGCUCCGACUUUGAGGUGGGGGACUCCAUGGCCUCAGAGGAAGUAAAGCUUGAGCACCAGAAGUGUCUAGAUAAGCUCCUCAAUAACUGCCUGUUGAGCUGUACCAUGCAGGAACUGAUCGGCUUCUACAUCACCAUGGAGGAGUACUUCAUGAGGGAAACGGUCAACAAGGCUGUGGCCCUGGAUACCUGUGAGAAGGGCCAGCUGACCUCUAGUAUGGUGGACGAUGUCUUCUACAUCGUCAAGAAGUGCAUUGGACGGGCCCUGUCUAGUUCCAGCAUCGACUGUCUGUGUGCCAUGAUCAACCUCGCCACCACGGAGCUAGAAUCAGACUUCAGGGAUGUCCUGUGUAACAAGCUUCGGAUGGGCUUCCCUGCCACCACCUUCCAGGACAUCCAGCGCGGGGUGACCAGUGCCGUGAACAUCAUGCACAGCAGCCUCCAGCAGGGCAAGUUCGACACAAAGGGCAUCGAGAGCACUGAUGAGGCAAAGCUGUCCUUCCUGGUGACGCUCAACAAUGUGGAAGUGUGCAGUGAGAACAUCUCCACUCUGAAGAAGACACUCGAGAGAGACUGCACCAAGCUGUUCAGCCAGGGCAUCGGCGGGGAGCAGGCGCAGGCUAAGUUCGACAGCUGCCUUUCUGACCUGGUGGCUGUGUCCAACAAAUUCCGAGACCUCUUGCAGGAGGGGCUGGCAGAGCUGAACAGCACAGCUAUCAAGCCACAGGUGCAGCCUUGGAUCAACACCUUCCUCUCUGUCUCCCACAACAUCGAAGAGGAAGAAUUCAACGAUUAUGAGGCCAAUGACCCUUGGGUCCAGCAGUUCAUCCUUAACCUGGAGCAGCAGAUGGCUGAGUUCAAGGCCAGCCUGUCCCCGGUUAUCUACGACAGUCUGACUGGGCUCAUGACUAAUCUCGUUGCUGUGGAGUUGGAGAAGGUGGUGCUGAAAUCCUCUUUCAACCGGCUGGGUGGCCUGCAGUUUGACAAGGAGCUACGGUCACUCGUUGCCUACCUUACCACAGUGACUACCUGGACCAUCCGGGACAAGUUCGCACGCCUCUCGCAGAUGGCCACCAUCCUCAACCUUGAGCGAGUGACUGAGAUCCUUGAUUACUGGGGGGCCAACUCAGGCCCCCUGACAUGGCGCCUCACCCCUGCUGAAGUCCGACAGGUGCUGGCUCUGCGCACGGACUUCCGCAGUGAGGACAUCAAGAGGCUACGCCUGUAGGCACUCCCUAUAAUCCCCCAGUCCAGGGGGGCAAGCCAAGGUGUGGGUGAGAGGCCUUCGGGCAUCCCCAGUGUGGGAAACACGACUGUACCCUACUCCCACACAUACCAGCUUUGCUGCUGGAGGGGCGGCCUCUCCCACAAGAGCUGGUUCCCCAGAAGCAUAAGCAAGUGGAAAGUCAAUGGAUGACAUCUGUGGUGGCCGUCCUUCACCCUGGACCCUGCAGCCAAUGGUUUUCCUGCCUGCCACACUUGAAGGACCCAAGGACAGCAGGGGCCCAGAAAAUGAGGUCUGACUCUGGAGGCCAUGAUGCAUCUGAGCCCCUGAAUAAAGCUCCUCAUCAGAGAGGCCAGACUGCUGUUACCAGGGCAUGUGGUCCAACUCCUGAAAGGUGAAGACAAGACCCUGUUGCUCACAUCCCAAGUGGCCCAUCAGGACCCUCGUAAGACCAAGCACCUCCUUCAAUCUAAACCCUUGCCUGACCCUCAGCACUAGAAGCUGGGCAUCUAGAGGCAGUUCCCAGUUACAGAGAUGUGGAUACUGCUCCUACCAAGAACAGAACAAGCCUAAUGAGGAUAUCCCUGAAGGAUGGAGUGAAUUUAUUUCAAGGUCACAGGUCUCCUGGGGCUGGAAUGAUAAUAAUAAAGCAGAGAGGGGCACUUGCAGCCUCACAUGCUUGAUCCUCAGCAUCCUAUAUCCUAAGCCCUACCAGGAGUGAUUCCUGAGCUCAGGGCCAGGAGUAAGCCCUUAGCAUCUCCAGGUGUGACAUGGGAAAAGUAUCACAGUCCCAAGAAGCCACUGCCCACAGACAGGGGUCACCUGGCUGCAUAGCUGGUCAGGUCUAGGAUGGCAGCAACACAUCUGAGAAUGGUUCCAGAUCACUGUACUCUCCCCUGCCUUCAGACAAGUCUGGAUUCGGGGCAGAGGAAGUGUCACCAUGGGCCUGUGUGGGAUCACAUCAGAGGGACCCCGACCACCGAACACCCUAUCUUCUGGCCCUUCGUGGAAGCUGAGGUCUGGGCCUACACUGUAAAGGUACGUGUUACCUUUACAUGCCAAGACCUGCCUGCACUUGAGUCCAGAGAGCACAACGGGAGGGCAUUUGCCUCUUAGGUGGCCAACCCUGGUUCACUCCCAAACUCCAUGUAGGAUUACCCCCGAGCACGGCCAAAAGUGGUCCCCAAAUCCAAGCAUUAAAGAAAUCUUCCACAUUCAA
This is a messenger RNA of Suncus etruscus (white-toothed pygmy shrew), 3604 nucleotides long. It is a transcript of the gene COG4, whose product is annotated as component of oligomeric golgi complex 4. Bases 1 to 2388 code for a protein of 795 amino acids. The record is from RefSeq and is a predicted model, not a curated record. NCBI's taxonomy places the organism in Eukaryota, Metazoa, Chordata, Mammalia, Eulipotyphla, Soricidae. The transcript is spliced from 19 exons.